AGCCACAAGCAAAGACAUAACAAGCAACCUUCUACUCGAGCGCUUUCAGGUAAUCCAUAUUCCUCCGCUUGAGUCUCCCAAACAAUCACACAACAGUGCACUCAAAUUGAGAGAUUCCCGGAUGAAAGUGUCAUGGCCGCUGUAAGUGACCUGCAAAGCUAGCAAGGAAGGAAAGGUCCAUGGGGCAAGGGAGGGGACUGUACAGGCCUGGAGAGCGGCAGCAGAUACCAUUACAUUGUUGAUGAACCUGUUCUCAGCUACCACUGUCUGAUCUGGGUCUUCGGGGUCCUUUGCGGGGUGGAAUGGGAGAUUGGGGAGUGGCUGCAAGGAAACUGGAUGUUUCCAGUGUCCGGAAAGGAAAACAUAAAAAUACCUGGAAGCUAAACAUGGAACCAGUCAACAAGACAGACCCAGAAAAUAACGAAACAAACACUGCUGCAACACAACACUGUGAAAAUGGAGAGGAAGAUGAAGAGAAAAGUUCUGCUUCACACUCACAGCCGUCAGGAGCUGCAGCUAAACAGCAGCAGCACUGUCAACCUGCGCGGAAACAUCUUAAAGUUGUACUACCAAGAAUAAAUACUCUGGAUCAAAGUCUUUGUCAAGAAAUGAGCGAGGCAUCUGACAGACCAAGAGGCAGAGUGCAGACAGCAAGAAAAUCUUUAAGGAAUACAUCUGGAAAGGAAAGCCAAGUAACAGAAACCUGCAAUGCACAGCAUUUAGAACCUAAAAAACACAGAGAAGAGGCGAAGGUUCAUCCAAAAAUACUAAAUUUCAGGUGUUCUUUAUGCAAGAGUGAUGUUCGGUUUAGUCCAAAUGACUUCUUGAAACAUUACCAAGUAGAACAUGAGGGAUAUACGCCUAUCUAUCCUUGCAACAUGUGCAAUUAUUCCACUUAUGACUUUCAAAUACUUCAGCAACAUCGGAUGACACACCGUGAUACAAUGGUCAGAUGUGAUGUUUGUAAUGAUGGCGUUCAUUACCCUUUACUGCAGCUUACUCGGCACUUCAAUAUUGAACACAGUGUAAACGGCCAUUUCAGUUGUGAAAAGUGCAAGUUCUCUACAAAAGAUGUAGGAACCUUUGUACAGCACAUACAUAGGCAUAAUGAAAUUCAGUACAAGUGUGACAGAUGCUCGCAUGUGAGUUAUUCAAAAGGAGAGUUUCAGAGACAUCUUGUAGUUCAUACUUGCCCAUUUCCAUUUUACUGUCAGUUUUGUGACUAUGGGGCAAUACGUAAAGACUAUAUUCUAAAGCAUAUGACCGCUUUACAUAGUGAUCAAAUUGAAAAAAAGUGCAAGUGGAAGGAAAAUGGAGAUGGCACAAAAAAAUUGGCAAAUACUUCAACAGGUUUGAUGCCUUUAUUGCCUAGGAAAGCAAUUGGAACAUCAAGGGAAGCAAACUGGGAGACCAAAGCACUGCAUUCUCUAAGAAGAGGCAUUCUAGAUGAAUGUGGAAGACUGUCUAGCCCAGAACAGACUUUACAAGAGACGCAGCAUUUUUUGGAGAGAACUGUAGGUAAUGAAAAAGACAAUGUUCAAAGGCUUGUAACAAAAAAGAAUGAUCAACACCACACACGCCCAGUAUCUCUACCCCUGCCUACUCCUUCACAGUUAGAAAGAGUUUUAAAUUCUAAUGGAGGUUUCAUAAAAACAGGCAUCAAUGAGUCAUCUCUGCUAAAGGUGAAAAAUAAAAUACCGAUUCCACCAAAUUGUACCACUAAAUUUAUGGGGUUCAAGAUGGUAGAUGGAAAACGUCAUCUUGUGCUCAAGGUAAUACCAGCAUCUAAGGCAGACUCUUCUACCCCAAAGUUGCAGUCUUCCUCUGAAAGUGAUGCAAAUAGCCAUUUGCAAGAGAAAAACCCUGAAAAAACAGUACAACAAAUUGGAGUACAAAAUGAAGAAGUGCAAGGAAACAGCUAUCCAACUGCUGAAAAUUGUGAGUCUGCAGCAUCUCUGUCUGGUUCAUUAUCUGGGUGUUUAGAGAUUCUGGAGUCAGGGAGUACCCCAGGAAAUCUUACAGUAAAUGUAGUUUCAGACCAUGCAAAAAAUGAAGUGCAAGCCCCAAGUCAGAGUUUCUCCUCAGAAGUAUGUACAGACAUGGAUGCAACAGUGCAAGCUGGGAAUAAUACAUGUUCUGGAAGUGACAUUUCUGCUCAGGAGAAUGACCAACUAUCCUCCGCUAGUCUGCUAUUAAAUGAAACCGAGCAGGAACAGGAAAGAGUGCUUUCUAAACACAAACAGUCGUCAGAAGGUUCUUUGGAAAACAUUGUGAAAGAGAAUGAAAAUAAACCCCUUCAGAAUUUUCCAAGCCAAGAAGUUUUCAGUUUCCACAACUACUCCAAAGAUAUAGGUAGGGCUUCCAGUGAGUUUUCUGAGACAGCUCCAGAUGCAGAUGAAAAUGAAGAUGAAGAUGAGAGUUCAGAGCUUCAGAAGUUGCAUUAUGACGAUGAUGAUGAUGAUGAUGAUGAUGAUGAUUUUCAAGAUAGGAAAAAAUUACUGGCUGGGAACACAAAAGCUGGGGACUUGGUUCCACAGGUCUGUGAUGUAAAUAAUGAGGUUAUCAUUGAAGAUGUUGAACAGGAGUCUACCAACGCAGAAAUGUCUUCUGUAGAAAAUGAAUUGGAGAAUGAAAAAGAAAUAGACAAAGCUAUUCCGACUGCAGAAGAAAAUUCUGAACAGCAUGCUGAUGCUUUGGAUGAAACUCCAGAUGAUGUAGAUUCCCCUUUAAUGCCAAAAAUGACAUCAGUGUUCCCCUUUCAAAGUAAAAGUGAUGCAAGCCAUUCAGACCUCAAUGUUAACCACCACCCAGAGCAAGAACUUGAAACUGAGAAGAAGAAAUCUGAUGAUUUGGCUAGAGAUGUUUCUGAAGGCGAAAGCUGUUGUGGAAAUAAGUCUACACCAAGAAAUUAUGUGCUAGGUCAGAUUCUCGAAAAGCAUUCGGAUGCAAUAAUAAAUCAGCAAUUGGUAAAGGAGAGGAUGUGUACAUCCAGUCAAGGACCUCUUAACCUGUCUCCUGGAACUAUGAGGAUCCUUCAGCCAUCAAACCUAACAGAGGGAAACAAACCUGUUUUACUUCAGUCUCCGCAGAAUGGACUUUUAUUACCACUGCAACUGGGAAGCCAAUCAGGAUUGCAGGUACUUACAGGUGUUUCAGUUCCUCAGAUAAAUGUAACUUCUGUGCACACUGGAAACAAACAACCUGAUAAACAAACUGGUUUAUCCUUUACUAUAAGUAAUGGAAGAAUUGGGUCAGUCACCAAGAUUGUGGGUGAUGGCAGUUCUCUGCUGUUAGGUCGCAGGGCAGCUAAUGUUGAUGGAAAUAAUGUGCUGUCUACGUCUGGACUACAAAUUGGAAAUUCUGUUAGCCCCAACACAGGUCAUAUUCUUAUAAAUGGAAUGCCUCUUCAAGGCUCUUUAAUCUUGUCAAAUUCCAUCCCAUCACUUGCUGGAGAAAAGUCUACAAACUUACCAACAUGUUUCUUCAUCAAGAAACCACCACCAGAGGGUAUGUAUAUUUCAGGCCACAACAGUUCCUCUGUUGGCCAGUGUUCUCAAGUUCAACAGACAAGUCUCGCCACACCAGUGACAAUUAAUCCCAUUGGAAAUCCUACUGUUUUAUCUGGUGGACGACAAGCGUUUUUAGUCAAGCGAAUAACUCCAGUUAAACAGAGCAUACUUUUGAACAGUCAAAUGGAAGGAAGACUUGAUCAGGAUUCACCAGUCAAGAAAGGUGGAGACGGUACACAGAAUUUCUUAUUAAAGAUUGUUAGAAGACCUGCUGAUAAGAAACCAGUUGGUAGCAGUGGUGAUCCAUUGAAAAGAGAAUUUUCAGCUUUCACUGCAGACGAGUCUCGUGCUGUUCUACGAACUGUUACUCAGGUACCGCAGCAAAUAUUUCUGGCAAGUGAUGCUUUACAAUCACCGUAUAUACUGAUGUCAUCAAACCAGUCCUUUGCAAACUGCUCCAUGAGUAGUAUUUCGUCAGGGUCUUUGAAUGAUUCUACAAGUACAUCGAUGUCAACAGUUGCACAGUUAUUUAGAGGUUCAUCCCUGGCCAAUGUUCAAGCCAGUGGAACUGAAGUAAACAAGUCUGCUGUGAUCAGUAAAAGCAGCAAGUUCCGGAAAGAUUGUCCACGUCCAAAACAAAUUUUCCCAAAAGCCAACAGAAAGAGGCAAAGGAAACUAACACCUGAGGAAGAUUGCGAAGAGCCACCAAAGGCAAAGAGAGCAUUAAACACAAAAUGGAAAGAAAAUGAAAAAGAUGAACAUAUAAUGCAAAACACUAGCAGAACGGUGCCAAAGGACAUUGAAAGGACAUUGAGGCUUGCACCCUUUUGUCCUUCACAGCUCAUAAAAUGCCCACGAAGAAACCAGCCAGUAGUUGUUCUUAAUCACCCAGACGCAGAUGUCCCUGAAGUAGUUAAUGUAAUGCGGACAAUUAACAAGUUUAAAGGACAUGUAUUAAAGGUAGCAUUAUCGCAAAGAACAAUAGAUGCUCUUUCUGAACUGGAAUGCGACUCUCAUCCUCAGGCAACAUCGCAGCACUUACAGUCAAUUCGAGGACGGAAGGUUAAGCCUGUAAGUCCUGUGAAGGAGAGAUACAUUCUGAAAUUAAAACUUAAAAAGACUAGUAGGAAUAAAUAUAAAGUAGUGAACUCUACCUCUAAUAAUUCUGAGAAAUCUACCUUCAGCUGUUGGUUUUGUGGCAGACUUUUUACAAACCAGGAGGACUGGAUAGGGCACGGCCAGCGGCAUCUCAUGGAAGCGACCAGAGACUGGAACACAUUGUUUUAAACCAACAAAGACAAUGAGGAUGUCUGCAAAGAUAGGCCUAUUCAUUAAUACCCAGUCAUGCAAUCGGUCUAUAUGUGAUAGUUUGCCAUAUUUACUUUAAUUUAAUUUGGUUCCUGUAGCACUGGAAAAGCCAUUGUGAAAACACACUUUUUUUUUUUUUACAUUGGCACAAUAUUUCUUAAUGUGAAAUGGGCAAGUGCUGGUGAAUUAAAUCUCAUGUAAUCAGUUUUAUGGAUUUUCUGACAAACUCAGAAGAUUGAUAGAUAUGUCUUCCAAUUCUGUGUUGUUGGUAUUUGAAUUAGUUACUUUGUUAUUCUUGUGUUUAAAUUAUUUGGUUAAAUGAAAUGUGAAGAAAUUCUUUAAGGUCUGUGUAUAGUCAGGAUUUUCCUUAUUUGUAGGGUGAAUGAUGUGAGUGUCUGUUAGUUGUGACUUGUGAACAUGUAGUGUGUGUAUGGUGGGGACCUUUCAGAGAUAACUCAGGUGACACAAAGCUUAAUUUUGCAGGAGCAGCAAUGUUCCUGUAAUGCAUACAAUGUUUUAAAAGGCCAUUGUUGUCCACUGCUAUGGAAGUGAAAGGACAUGUCUUUAUAUAAAAAGGCAAGUAAUCAAAUCUGUUUACCAGGAGACAAACUGCUGAUUUAAAAAUACCCUCUUCAAAUGUCAAAAGGCAGGUAUGAUAUGUGCUUCUCAGUCAUAUUUUUAAUAGAAGGUCCCAAAAAAAAAAAAAAACAUUUCAACAGUAGCUUACAGAUCAAUUUACUGGAGGUUAUAUUUAACAGAUUGAAAAAUAAUUUAGUUUUCUGCUAACUGUAUGUCUGUCUUCUUGACAUUUGUUUUUUCUUUAGGGGUUUCAAAUAACACCAUACUGUGUAUAUAUAAAUUUAAAAUAAUCUGUGUGGAAAAUAUAGGUCUGUUUUCUUUACUGUUCUCUGAAGAAUACAACAGCACUGGAUAACCAAAUACACCUUUAUUUCUUUUAUGCCUUAGUUACAUCUUUUAGAAUUGAUAUUUAGGUCAUGUGUAUCACACAAUGUGUGUGUUUUUUUUCUUUUUCUUCCUAUCAGUAGGUUAAAGUAUUGCCUAACACGGAAAAUAGCUCAACAGAUAUCUAUUUUUUUAUUCCAUCUGAAUAAGUGCCUGUGAUGUGCCCUUACAGAUUUACACUACAGUGUACUGUAAAACACACCUGUUUAUGUUUAUACUAUGUACACUGAAAAACGUAAUAAAUGUAAAUACUUCUAAAAUGUCAAUUUUGUAUAUUCGAGUCUAAUAUUGUUUGAAGAUGUAUGGAUCUAUUCAGGAGUGGGUCUAAUUAAAUGAUUGAUUUUCAUAAACUUGACAUUCCUAUUCUGAUAGAAAAUAUUGAGCAUUUACAGUUUUUGAUUGUUUAUAAUUUAGAGGAAAGAUGUUUUUGAGCCAACUCAGGCUCUUUAUUGAAACAUCAUGAAACCUAGUUGUGCAACACGUUUUAUUCUUAUUUUUUGAGCAACAUGUAUCGUAUACACUCAAUAUGUAUGUAUCGUCCCCCUUUGAACUGCUACAGCAGAUUUUUUGUGCUGAAGUACCAGGAGAAAUGCAUUGCUUCACAGAGGUGGGGACUCAUAUUUUAUCAUCCAACUAAAUAAGCUUUAUCCCUUGUAGUACCUACCUGAAAAGACUAGUUAUUCUGUAUGACACCAUAAUUAUGUUCUAUUGGAUAUUACACAUCCAUUAUUGUGAAUGAUUUAAAAACAAGCUUCUUAUUGAAUAAAUAGAGAAUACUGAAUAAUCGUUUGUUGUAUAUGUUUUGUAUUCACCGCAGGAGGUUGUCCCAGUAAGGACAUCCUCCUAAUGCAAAUAAAAACCAUAUGCUUCUUUAUACUACAACUAUGUUUUGUAAAUAAACAGCAAUACAAUUUGUAAUUUUUUUUAUAUUAAAUCAACUAAUUCAGGGAUUAUUUUACCUGGCAGAUUUUUUUAUUUUCAACAGACUAUGCUCCGACGUGGAUUCAUGUGGAACCCUGUUUUUGGUCUUUUUAGAUAGAACCUCAGGCAGUCAAUUUUAGCAGGAUUGGAAUGUAAGCAAAGACACAUUCGAAACUAGUCCUGGUAAGCAUGUUAUUCCUUUUAAGUGGAAUAACAAAAAUGUAUCCCAUGAUAGAUAUAGCCACGCUUAUGGUAGAAUAUAAUAUAAAAUAUAUUUAUUAAGUGAACAGGGCAAUAAUGAAAUCACAUGCCACUUUGUACAGUAAUACUGCUAUAGAAAAAAACAAAAAAACAACCAGUUAAGAAACCAAAGGACACCUUGUGCACUUGCACUAAUUGCCUAAUAUGACAUUUGUCUUGAAAAAAGAUUUUCUUGUGCAAAUGACAUUAAAAACACUACACAGCAGUACUUGGUUAGAAUUUUUUUUUGACAGCAGAUUUGCAGUGGCCUGCAGACUAUAUAUAUAUAUAUAUAACUAUACAUAAACAUACAUAAAAAUGAAUGUCAAAUAUUUUUUCCAGCAAACGUACAUCAAGUUCAUGCUCAAUAAAUAGUUAAAAUCCUUAAACAAUAUUAUAAUUGAAAGUAGACUUUUUUUUUUUUUUUAAAUGUUACAAAUUACUAUGAAACUAUUUUUAGACUGAUCUCUGCAGUAUACAAUAUUUAUAAAAGUGACUUUUUUCUGCGUAAGUUCUUUAUUAUAAAUAUAUACAAAUCAAGCAUUUCAGCGUUUAAAAAUGUUUAACUAUUGCGGUCAUUAGUCAUGUUUUGUACACAGCAUUUGAAAUUUGCAGAAUUAGACAGAAUAGUCUUACUCUUAACCUUAGCCUCUGAGGAACAAGAAAUACAUUAAUAAAAAUAAGAUUUCCAAAUUUGUAGUAAAUUUGCUUUUGUAUGAAUCGGUUUUUAACUACGAAAAUAUAUAUAUAAAAAAAAUGUUUACACAUUCUAGGUACAAUUUGUAUUUGUAUAAUACUUGCAAUCUGAAAUAAAAUUAAAUAUAACUGUA
Messenger RNA from Acipenser ruthenus (sterlet), 7771 nucleotides. Its product is annotated as zinc finger protein 518A-like. Gene Ontology annotation, cellular component: nucleus. The record is from RefSeq and is a predicted model, not a curated record. Gene Ontology annotation, molecular function: RNA polymerase II transcription regulatory region sequence-specific DNA binding; DNA-binding transcription factor activity, RNA polymerase II-specific. Gene Ontology annotation, biological process: regulation of transcription by RNA polymerase II. The coding region runs from base 303 to 4796 and encodes 1497 amino acids. NCBI's taxonomy places the organism in Eukaryota, Metazoa, Chordata, Actinopteri, Acipenseriformes, Acipenseridae. The transcript has 4 exons.